UACAGUCGCCGUGUCUCCUGCCUCCUUCAGUACCGAAGGUAACGGACAACACAGUUUCCACCUCUGCUUCACUUCACUGAAGACCGAAACGGAAGAAAAUCUAAAAAGUGAUUUUAUUUUUUAAACGGUAUAUUCCAUUUUGAAGUAUUCUGGGCUCCCAGCAGUUCAGCUUUUUUCCCUACCAAUAUGCACUGAUGCCUCGCACCCGAGCCGCUGCGCCGACUUGGUAAAUUUACAGAGAAUAAACAAUGUGCAAAGCAAAUGCUGGAUACAGUGGGAGUUAACUGUGGAUGCGCUCGAAUUUUACAGCCGGCUCCUGUUAAAACAAAGAUUCAGUGAAACUUAUGGCGUGAAGGGCCUGUUCUCGGCCUUCAUCACACACAGCUAAUGGAUGUCUUUACCCACUAUGCCUACAAUGACAGUUUCUAUGAUAAUAGAACAUGGAGCGUCAACGAAACACAUCAAGAGCAGAAGAGUCCUUACAACUACUACGCUAUGCUGCUUACGCUGCUCAUCUUCAUCAUCGUCUUCGGCAAUGUGCUGGUGUGCAUGGCUGUGUCCAGAGAGAAGGCUCUGCAGACCACCACCAACUACUUGAUUGUCAGCUUGGCUGUCGCUGACCUUCUGGUGGCCACACUCGUUAUGCCCUGGGUGGUCUACUUAGAGGUAGUGGGAGAAUGGCGCUUUAGCAAGAUCCACUGUGACAUCUUUGUCACUCUGGAUGUGAUGAUGUGUACAGCCAGCAUCCUCAAUCUCUGUGCCAUCAGCAUUGAUCGUUACACAGCAGUUGCAAUGCCAAUGCUGUACAACACACGCUACAGCUCCAAGAGACGGGUCACAGUAAUGAUCUCCGUGGUGUGGGUACUGUCUUUUGCCAUAUCCUGUCCCCUGUUGUUUGGCCUAAAUAACACAGCUACUCGUGAUGAGUCUCUCUGUGUGAUCGCCAAUCCAGCCUUUGUGGUAUAUUCUUCCAUUGUGUCCUUCUAUGUUCCCUUCAUCAUCACUCUGCUGGUUUAUGUGCAAAUUUAUGUGGUUCUGAGGAAGCGCAGAAAACGUGUAAACACAAAACCAAAGCAACGUGUCUGUCAGGCCGCAGAACCUGAUGUGGGCACUUCGCUGAAGGACAAGUGCACUCAUCCCGAGGAUGUGCGCUUGUGCACCAUGAUUGUUAAAUCUAAUGGGAGCUUUCCUGUCAACAAGAAGAAAGUGAUUUUUAUCAAAGAUGUAGUCAAUGAAGGGCAGGAUCUGGAGCUGGAUGAGAUGAACAACAGUGGCACCAGCCAGAAACAAAAGCAGGAGCCACAGUGUGCUCUCGGAGACACUCCAGCCACGAGCCGCCAGUUACUGAUGCCCAACAAGGCCAAUGCUAGCCCCACCUCUGCACCUCCUACGCCCCCUGAGGGUCAGAAAGCAGAAAAGAACGGAGACCCAACAAAGGAGGCCCUGGGGGAUCCCGCACCUGUUAUGGCCAAAGCCUUCCAGACUCAGGCCUUACCUAAUGGCAAGACUCAGAGCUAUGUAAAAACCAUGAGCAAGAGGAAGAUCUCCCAGCAGAAGGAGAAGAAAGCUACUCAGAUGUUAGCCAUCGUCCUUGGUGUAUUCAUCAUAUGUUGGCUGCCGUUUUUCAUUACACAUAUCUUGAACACCCACUGCACAAAAUGCAAGGUUCCCGCUGAGGUGUAUAAUGCUUUCACUUGGCUGGGUUACGUGAAUAGUGCAGUAAAUCCCAUCAUAUACACUACUUUUAAUGUCGAGUUCAGAAAGGCAUUCAUUAAGAUCUUGCACUGCUAAACGGCAACAUCACUUGGAUGACUGAGGAAGGAGUGAUGAAUAAAAGCAUCUCUUCUGGCAAAUACCUCAUGACUGUUAAGGAAACCGGAGCACAGGGGGGAAAUCGGAAUCAGCUUUUUUAAGUUGUGGAGCUGAGUGACUGAAAGACAUGUUGGCUCUAUAUGUGAAGUGUUCGCAGAGUCCUGUCCCCACAUGGUUGAAUGUAAAACCAGAAAUGUCUCUAACAAUGACCUGUUUCUUGGAGAAAAGAAAAAUGUAACAUUGUUCUCUAAAACUUGUUGUGCUUGUCAUGUACGGAGCCAUCUGUGUAUACCACACACAUGCAGGUUGCAAACUGCUAUUUAUUGUGUGUGUACUUUAUGUUUCAAUGAUGGACAUUUUCUGCGUAUCUUACAGAUAUCAAGUCAGUGUUCAAUGCAGUGUUCAAAUUGAUACGUGAGCUCUUGAUCUUAAAACCUAUCACUAAUUGGAAUGUGUGCUAAAUACAAGAGAUAGUUUGCUUACUGCAUAAUGUGAUGAUGCCAAUAUUCACAUAUUUGCAAUUUUUUAAAUUGAAAAUUAAAACUAUUAUUAUGAAUUUUUGUUAUUUGCUGUACAUAGGUUUUCUUAACACAUUAACUGUGAUUAUAUGCCUGCAAUGGAAACAUGAUGCAUGCUUCACUGCCCCUCUACUUGACUUCUCAUGAAAUGUAUGUUGAACAAAAAAAGUACAAAAGACAUCCAAUAAAG
This is a messenger RNA of Monopterus albus (swamp eel), 2520 nucleotides long. RefSeq names its product dopamine receptor D2a (gene drd2a). The record is from RefSeq and is a predicted model, not a curated record. The coding region runs from base 388 to 1791 and encodes 467 amino acids. Gene Ontology annotation, molecular function: dopamine neurotransmitter receptor activity, coupled via Gi/Go; G protein-coupled receptor activity. NCBI's taxonomy places the organism in Eukaryota, Metazoa, Chordata, Actinopteri, Synbranchiformes, Synbranchidae. Gene Ontology annotation, biological process: negative regulation of voltage-gated calcium channel activity; negative regulation of synaptic transmission, glutamatergic; adenylate cyclase-inhibiting dopamine receptor signaling pathway. Gene Ontology annotation, cellular component: presynaptic membrane; glutamatergic synapse; plasma membrane. The transcript has 8 exons.